GUCUGAGAUUGAAAUGGAGUUGUCUGUGUAGAUGCAGAGCUUGCUGGCAGUCAGGUGGACAGUCUCUCUCAUCUUGGAGGCCAGGAACAUACAGACAGCCCCUAAGAGCUGCAGGGUGGACUUCUCCACCGCGAAGCUGCUCAGCGUGUGUCAGGUGCCAGUGGCGGAGGGGAAGAGUGUGCAGCAGACAGUGGACAUCGUGCACAAGAAGCUGGAGCAGCUGGGUGCUGUGAAGCAGGGCAGCUUCUGGGUGGACUGUGAGACGUACCAUGCAACAGGAAAUGUCAGCGGUCAGCCCACCAAGCUCUUAUACGUGAUGCACAACUCUGAAACUCCCCUGAGCUGCAUGGGAUUAUUUGAAGGCGGACCCUGCACGAUAGCCGACGCAAACUUUGACGUUCUCAUGGUGAAGCUAAAAAGUCACUUCCAAAAUGCCAAGGGGCACAAAGUGGAGUGUCGUGGUUCUAGAUACCGUUACUGUGACUUCUUGAUAAAAGUUGGCACUGUGACAAUGAGCUCCAGUGCCAGAGGGAUAUCAGUAGAGGUGGAGUACUGUCCCUGUGUAAUUCCAGGGGACUGCUGGAACCUCACAAAGGAGUUCAUGCAAUCCUUUCUUGGCCCCAGCGUCCCCGAACUGCCGUCUGUGUUUGCUGCCAAGCCUGAAGGACUCUUUGCACCAUCAGACUGCGUGGACACCAUGACUCAGUACCUGGAGUUGUUCAACAAACUUCGUAAACAGCAAAUGCCGGGAAGCAACGUGCGUUGAGUUAUCAGUGGCAUCGGAGAGAACUUUUUUCUAUGUUUGUAUUAAUGUUGCUUUAACUCUGGUCCUGUGGAUCAGCAUGUUAUGCAGGCAUUUUUCAAAGUCUGUGCUUUUUUAUUUCAAUUUCUGGAGCUUCAACAUUGUAAUAAACCUUCCUGUUUGAUAACAGCAUCUUGUAUGGAAGAGAUUUAAUGGAGAACAGAAGCCAGAAUCUGUGUUUAUAUGCAAUUCUAUGGUUAUAAUCAUUGUAUAAUCAUACACACAUAUUUUAAAUAUCCUCUUGGUGGUCUAGAGAGAAACUUUUAGCUGAAAGUAAUAUUACACAUCAUUUCAAGUUUUUCUGUUAGUUUAUCUUAUUAGAUUUCUUGUAGUGGGUGUUGACUAAAGGCUUAUGUUUGAUAAGUUAAAAGAGCUUUGUACUGGUGUGGAUGUCUGUCCAUCUGUGCAGAGACCUGCGGAUUUCAGUUAAAUUAUGUGGUUUAUUCAAUAGAAUUUUUCAUUAUAGAGAUUUUGACUUGUAUAAAUAUAAUACAGAAAACAUGAAUGAGGUCUCUGUUCAGUUGUAUUAGCCUACUAGGGCAUUGUAGUGAUCAGCAUGCACAAUACAGAGGUGUUACUAUUAACUUUACUGUUGCAGGAAACGAAA
Molecule: messenger RNA, 1409 nt
Organism: Anoplopoma fimbria (sablefish)
Lineage: Eukaryota; Metazoa; Chordata; Actinopteri; Perciformes; Anoplopomatidae
Gene: med20
Product: mediator complex subunit 20
Exons: 4
Coding region: 32-766 (244 amino acids)
Biological process (GO): regulation of transcription by RNA polymerase II
Cellular component (GO): mediator complex
Molecular function (GO): transcription coactivator activity
Source: RefSeq, a predicted model, not a curated record